This is a messenger RNA of Suricata suricatta (meerkat), 4744 nucleotides long. It is a transcript of the gene GLCCI1, whose product is annotated as glucocorticoid induced 1. The record is from RefSeq and is a predicted model, not a curated record. Gene Ontology annotation, cellular component: cytoplasm. The transcript is spliced from 11 exons. The coding region runs from base 1 to 2193 and encodes 730 amino acids. NCBI's taxonomy places the organism in Eukaryota, Metazoa, Chordata, Mammalia, Carnivora, Herpestidae.
AUGGCUCCUCUAAGUGAAACUAACCUCUGCAUAGAGUGCCUGAAAUCACAGGAAGCUUUUGUAGAGUUGGCCCAGGAGGGUGGAGCCCUCGCACCCUGUUUACCGGCUUGCGCGUGUGCCAGUGGGUGUCGCGGAACGCGCAGGACACACACGGACCCACUUUCCUACCGCAGCCCAAUCAAACUCUCGCUCUCAGCUCAAGGGCUGUCAACUCUCACGCCUCUCGGCGCUCUCAGCCAGCCCCCUCCUCACUCUUUCACUCCCUCACGCCCCGCCUCCAAAGUAGGGCGUCCCUCUCUCGUUGGUAAGUGCUCCUCUCACUCUUACUCUGCAACCAGUCACUCGAGUUUCGGUGGAGAGCGGCGGAGCCAAUGGGCAUGCUCGCUGCGGCAGCUGCCGGGUCCGAGCGCCGGUAGGCGGUGCCGGGGGCGGGGUGCGGGUGGGGAAUCAGUUGCCAUUUGGAGUGAGGAGCGGGCGGCGGCGGCGGCGGCGGUGUUUGCGGUGGCGCGGAAUCCGCGGAGAGCCAGACACCUCGAGGCCCUUUCCUCCUACCCAGAUCCCCAGAAGCAGGGGUCCGGGCCCUUCCUGCAGUUGCCGGGCGAUCCCGCGCGUGCAGCCCUGCAAGGCAGCGAGCGGCCCCCGAGGCUGCGUGAUCCGGACUGUUGUCCCUCUCCCCUGUCAGCGCGAUGCCCGGGGCGGCGGUGGCUCCGGGCUCCUCGCGGCCCCGGCCGUGACCGCCACACCGAGCCCGGCCCGGCGGUUGGGGCCGUUGGGCCCACCAUGUCCACUGCCUCCUCCUCCAGUUCCUCUCAGACCCCUCAUCCCCCGCCGCAGAGGAUGCGGCGCAGCGCCGCGGGCUCCCCGCCCGCCGCCCCCUCCGCCGGUAGCGGGAACGGACCGACCGAGCCGACGCCGCGGGCCAAGGGCCGCCCGAGACGGUCCCCCGAGAACCACCGGAGGAGCAACUCACCUGAGAGACGGAGCCCCGGCUCGCCCGUGUGCAGAGUGGACAGGCCCAAAUCUCAGCAAGUUCGAACCUCUAGUACAAUAAGGCGAACCUCUUCUUUGGAUACGAUAACAGGACCUUAUCUCACAGGACAGUGGCCACGGGAUCCUCAUGUUCAUUACCCUUCAUGCAUGAAAGAUAAAGCUACUCAGACACCUAGCUGUUGGGCAGAAGAGGGAGCCGAAAAGAGGUCACAUCAGCGUUCUGCUUCAUGGGGGAGUGCUGAUCAACUAAAAGAGCAGAUUGCCAAACUGAGGCAGCAGCUGCAACGCAGUAAACAGAGUAGUCGGCACAGCAAGGAGAAGGAGCGUCAGUCCCCUCUUCCUGGCAGCCACGUAACCAUCAGUCACGCUCAGGCUACUGGAUCAAGAUCAGUCCCUAUGCCGCUGUCAAAUAUAUCAGUGCCAAAAUCAUCAGUUUCACGUGUGCCCUGCAAUGUAGAAGGAAUAAGUCCUGAAUUGGAAAAGGUAUUCAUUAAAGAAAAUAAUGGAAAGGAGGAAGUGUCCAAGCCUUUGGAGAUCCCCGACGGCCGCCGGGCCCCGCUCCCCGCUCACUACCGGAGCAGCAGCACCCGCAGCAUCGACACGCAGACCCCGUCCGUGCAGGAGCGCAGCAGCAGCUGCAGCAGCCAUUCUCCGUGCGUGUCUCCCUUCUGCCCCCCAGAAUCCCAGGAUGGGAGCCCUUGCUCCACGGAAGAUUUACUCUAUGAUCGUGAUAAAGACAGUGGGAGUAGCUCACCGUUACCCAAGUACGCUUCAUCUCCCAAACCAAACAACAGCUACAUGUUCAAACGGGAGCCCCCAGAGGGAUGUGAGCGAGUGAAGGUCUUUGAGGAAAUGGCGUCUCGUCAGCCUAUGUCAGCCCCUCUCUUUUCAUGUCCUGACAAAAACAAGGUUAAUUUCAUCCCAACCGGAUCAGCUUUCUGUCCUGUAAAACUUCUAGGCCCUCUCUUACCUGCCUCCGACCUGAUGCUCAAGAACUCUCCUAACUCCGGCCAAAGCUCGGCUCUGGCCACUCUCACCGUCGAGCAGCUCUCCUCCCGGGUGUCCUUCGCGUCCCUUACUGACGACACCGGCUCCGUGGGCGCCACGGAGGCCUCCGUCCCGCAGCCAUCCCAGCAGCAGCAGCUCCUGCAGGAACUGCAGGGCGAGGAACACCUCUCUGCUCCGAACUAUGUGAUCAUCUAACACGAAGGGGGAGCUGGCCUCUACCCUACCGUCAUGGAUUAGGAACUGGACCUCAGACAUCUUCUCUGCAUGGAGUGACAAACUUUCUGAACACCACCACCACCACCACCAGAAUACUUAUCAGCAUCAUAAAGUAUCUCUUGACACUGAUCUUGGCAGGGACGGAACUCCUAUUCAGCAGUUUUUGUGGAAAGCAGUAAUGCUUGCAAAAUGUGUGUGUCAUUCAGCAUUUUAAGUGGAGACUAUGCAUUUCAUAGUAUGUUUGACAGAGUAGUACUGUGUCCUGUGUUUUGUUCCAAAUUCUUCAGUAUGAAUAAGCUCUAUAUCAAACAGUUGCCUGUCUAAAUAGAAAAUGUCUUGCUGUGUUUUGUCCUAUGGAAAAUACUGUACUUCAGGAUUAUGUUUACAAUUGAUCCAGGUGUUUCUUUCUAACUUCUGUAAUACAUACAAUGCAAACAAAAUAAGUAAAUGGCCACAACAGUUGCACAGUGCCCACCCUAUGGCCUAGCUUCAGGUACUUCAGUUGAAGUCUAAACUCAGGUAACUUGGAAUGUAUAUCAUAUUGGGAUAUUAAAUAUUUCACAGCUAAAAAGCUAAAGAGGGAACAUCACUCUUUUGCCUUUCCUUAUUUUCUGCAUUUCCCUUUCCUCAUUACAUUCCACAUUCUUAGAAGAAGAAGUGCAUUCAACCCUAGGAGAACAAUAACCCUGGACAUGGGUGAACGUGAGGAGAACCAGCAAAUCCCGUGGUGUCUGACAUCACUUUUGUCAUGCAGUUACAAGUAACACAACUGUUGAAUUCACGGUUUCAGCAUGUGUAGAUGUGGCUUUUUUUUUUUUUUUUAAACAACUUCAGGUGUUGCUUAGUUAGUGUCUGUUCUCAUGUUGCAAACAACGCACCGGUACCAGGCUGUGUGUCAGCAUUCCAGCCGCGUGUGAUGGGAUUGAAGAACAAGGACGUCUAGGUUUGAUUUCCCCACGGGCGCACUUUCCCAGGGGAGGGUGGAGGUUUCUUGUUCCCGUUGCCCAUCAGGGUCAGGGCAUGCCCUUGUUUUAGCUCAAGGCAUACUAAUGUUCAGUUUUCUAUCUUGGAAAUGCUUUAAUUUGCAGGCUUAAAAAUGACACGCUUUGGGUUAAUUGUUUUCCUCAAGCACUUGAGGUGCACGAGUCGCGUGUGUGUGGAGAAGGAGCGGGCAGGUCUCAGACCCUGUGCCGUCAGGAAGCAGGUGCUUUGGGGCCUCAGAUGGCAGGCGUUUGCAGCCGCCUCGCUGCGUCUCCUCACAGUAUCGUGGAGGGCUCUGGUAGUGCUCGGAUGUGCAGAGUAAAGCAGCCUUGAACUUGCAGACUGGACCUGAAUUCACAACAAAGCGUGAAGAGAGCCCUAGAUACUCCCGAGUGGUCAGUGGAUGAGCCCAAUUGUGAGACUUUGUUUUCUGCGGCUCAAAGAGAGUAUCCUAAAGCAAAGGGAGGUUUUUGUAUUUUUAUUCCAUUGCUUUCAGUUCAGUAAAACACAGAGUUGUUUCAUCUGUACCUACAGUAUAUGGCACAGUUUUCUUAAGAAUUAGGGGAAUAAGGUGCCUACAGUUACAGGAACGUUUCAGUUCCUUUCAGUCAUUCCUCGGGAUUUCUUUGUUUUAUUUCCUAAGGAGGGUGAAGAAGGAAAAUGUGAUAACGAAGAAAGCAACACCAUUGAUUUUUCUUUUUUAGAAAUGGUAUAUAUAUGUGUAUAUGUUGGUGUGUGUGUGUGUAUUCUGUGUAUUAUUUUGUCAUGAUUCCAAUUAUCUUCUUUCCACCAAAGUUCGCAGUAAAUUCUCUCCUGAAGGUGCAUUCUGGCUCCUUUAAAUUAGUCAGUGUUAUAUUGUAGGAGACUGUCAUGGAAAAGGACUCAGUUUACUUUUGCCAUUUUCACAGGGGAACCUUUUAAAAAACAAUCUCUUCAGCAGCAGACACCUUUAACCCUAAUAAUCUCAGGCCUUGAUGAAAAUACUAUAUUUUGUAGAUUAUGGUUAAAGGGAGAAAAUUAUUAGUUCUGUAAGAUAAAUAUGAGCUCCAUUAACUUCUGAUAUCUGGUUUAGCAUUACAUAAUGUGUUGAUCUUAUGCUCUGCUUUUGUCCAAAUAAGAUGCAAUAGUAUCAAUAUCAAUUUCUGAAAGAUGGACUGAAUGCUUUUUUGGUGAUGAAAUCUGAUGUACGAUAUUUAUGGUGACAUGUGCUUUUAUUUUCUCAUGAGAAACUAAAUAUUAAUUGUGUUGUACAUUUGUUCUUAGCAUAUAUUAAAGUUUUGAACCAAAUGUGUUAAAGCUUAUGCUUUGCCAUGUAAAUUUCCCAGAAGUUGUUGAGCUCAAAUGUAUCCUACAUCCAGCUGUAGAAAUUUGUCAGAAAUUGUUUAAAUUUUGUAUAUAGUUGUACUGUUUAAUUCUAGCCACUGCGCUGAACAGUAUUCGAGUUACCAUACAAUAUGGCUUUACACGAGGAAAUGUGUGGCUUUUGUUUUGUAUUUUUUCAGUAUAGAAGUUCCUGUGUCUUAUUUAAAUAAAGUUAUUAGGAAAACCA